AAAUCGGCAGAGCGGCCGCCCUCUCACUUCAUCUACUCCCUCUCUCACCCCUCAACAUCUCUCUCGUUCUCUUCUUCCCUGCUACUUACCGAGAAGAACGAAACCAUCGCCAAUUUUGCCGUCUCCUCAGGCCGCCAACCAAAAUGGAUCAGAAAACAACCUCUUUUCUCCCUUCCUCUCUUCGCCCUCGGUCUCAUUUGCUCCCUUCGAGCUACUAGGGUGACGAGGGUGGCAGGAUUGUCGGCGACGAUGGCGACAUGCACCGCCAGUGACAACAAAAUGGAGUUUUUUAAGAGCAUAGAGGAGCUCUCGAUCAGCUUUUCUAGUUGGAGCGGCGACGGCGGUGAGAAGAUCUUACCCUCUGGAAGGAAUGGAGAAGCAGAAGAUCCCAGCGGUGCGGCCUCUGCCGGAAUCUGAUGGCAGGGUGGUUUCGCUGAGUUCGUUUUGCACUUCUUUUUUUAAUUUUCGUUAUUCUGGGUUUUGGUUCGUUAUCACUAUUUUGGGAUUCUAAUUCUUGAUUUCCUUGUUUUUGCAUAUAUCUACGGUUUGAAGAGACAAUAGGUGAUAUCUUUCUAAACUUAAACUAGAUUGUUGGUUAUUAUUGCUAUGGUUUUGUCUGUGGUGUUAAGAAACCAG
Molecule: messenger RNA, 636 nt
Organism: Linum tenue
Lineage: Eukaryota; Viridiplantae; Streptophyta; Magnoliopsida; Malpighiales; Linaceae
Source: the annotation of a GenBank genome assembly